AUGCCUAUCAAAGUCCAUUCCUACAAGCUGCCCCCGACGCCACUGAUCCCAAAUUCGCCCUACCCGCUCCUGCACUACCCAGGCCUGCUCAAAGACACCGUCACAGCCCCAGACUUCCGCCCAACACAGCUGCUAGACGUGUACGCGAAAAACGGGUGGCAAACCCAAUGGAUCGCAAAGUACGGCCCAGACAUCCAGUCGCACUACCACUCGACCACGCACGAGGCCAUGACGGUGAUAUCCGGCCUUGGCGCCACCAUCCGCUUUGGCGUCGCCGACUCGCCCUCAUGGGAGCCAGCCCUGUAUCCUCCGGGCGCGAGGGGCCCUGACGGUGAAGCAGGCGGCGUGGAGAUUGAGGCGCGCAUCGGCGACGUGUUUAUCAUUCCUGCGGGCGUGUCGCACAAGACAUUUGCACCGUCACCCGAGUCGCUGGAGUUGGCAUUCCACCAGCCACACGAUAUCGAGGCGGGAAAUGCACGAGACGUCAGUGCCGAGGCUGAGGCGCAGCGAAGAGCCUUCUUUGAGCAAGUGCGCGUAAACGGCGAGUUUAUGAUGAUGGGCGCGUAUCCGUAUGGGCGCGUGUGGGAUUUCAAGAUUGGAGGCGAGCAUGAGGGGAGGGAGGGCGACGUUUGGAAUCUGCCUAUUCCGGAGAGCGAUCCUGUGUUGGGCGAGAGUGGGGAGGGUCUUGUUGGGCUGUGGAGGUAA
Messenger RNA from Exserohilum turcica Et28A, 705 nucleotides. RefSeq lists its product as uncharacterized. The coding region runs from base 1 to 705 and encodes 234 amino acids. The record is from RefSeq and is a predicted model, not a curated record. The transcript has a single exon. Lineage: Eukaryota; Fungi; Ascomycota; Dothideomycetes; Pleosporales; Pleosporaceae.